AUGAUAAGCACCACAAACGAACUUGCGCAAAAAUCCGUUAAAUUUGGAUUAGCCACUCCUCAAGCCUAUGCUGUUCUUCCCGAAGUGAAUAGAGCAAAUAUAGUACCAUCGUUUGCUCCCAGAUCCUCCCAAGAGAUGAGCUCCCAUCAGCAGUGGACUAGUAGUCAUCAAGGAGAAUUUGAUAUGGGACUACCCGCCAAUUCGACACAGCUCGCUAGUAGAUAUUUAUCACCUAACCCGAAUCAAAUUCCACUAUCACCGCAAAUUGCUACUAACAAUCCCAGCAGCCGAAAUGCCCAGUUGCCAUCUCCGAGCAUGGCCGAAUGGGGAACACACACGCACAGUUCCAGCCACUUCGCAGCACCUACGAAAACUCAGCUAGCAGCGCGGCAUGUGAUGUCUAGAGACUUACCACACUUCUCCGGUGACCCACAUGACUGGCCGUUGUUUUAUAAGUCGUUCUGCAACAGCACAGCCGCAUGUGGACUUUCAGAUGCCGAAAAUCUGGAUCGACUGCAAAAAUGUUUGAAAGGUCGUGCUCUUGAGGCGGUGCGAAGUAAACUAUUGAUCCCUGACUCAGUUCCUCAAGUGAUGAAUACCCUCAAGAUGUUGUUCGGACAGCCUGAGAUUAUUCUCUUUACUGUCCUGAAAAAGCUCAGAGAAACCCCCGGGCCGAAAUACGAAAAUCUCCAGUCGAUUAUAACGUUCGGGUUAGCAGUUCAAAAUGCUGUGGAUCAUAUGGUAACUGCAGAUUUGACUGACCAUCUUUUUGAUCCGAUGCUGUUGUAUGAAUUGGUAGUAAAAUUACCAACUCCCUUAGCAAUCGAGUGGGGUCGUUUCAAACGGCAGCAUAACUUUGUUAACCUGGCCGUUUUCAACAAGUUCAUGUCUGAGCUGGUAACCGUGUCUUCCGAUAUUAGUAUUCCCAUCCCAGUCUCUAAAGAAAAACAUGCUAAGAGCUUUUCGGAGAAAUCGAAAUUGUAUGUGCACUCUGAGAAUAGUACCAUCAACAGUGACCAAAGCUCCAGCCAGGUCUUGAGAGGAAAGCACACAGUUAAAACUACCAACCCUAAAGCUCAAAUUGAGAAAACAUGCGUCUAUUGCCAGAAUCCAUCACACGAAAUCGCAAAAUGUCAAGAAUUUAUAUCUCUGGAUCUGGACAGGAAAUGGUUCUUCGUUAAGCAGAAACAUCUUUGUUACCUCUGUUUAGUUCCACACAAAAGAUGGCCUUGUAGAUCCGGUAAGGAAUGUGGCAUUGGAGGAUGUAGGUUACGACAUAAUGUUUUACUGCACGCCGAUCGAAACAGUACCAACAAUAGCAACAUCUCCACUAGUGAUAGCGCUCUCGCUCAACAAAACCAUCAUCAUUCUUCUAUAUCAUCUGCUCUUUUUCGAUACUUACCGGUUGUCAUUGAAGGCAGAAACAGAUCCAUCGAAACCUUUGCCUUCCUUGACGACGGUUCGUCCUCCACGCUUUUGGAGGCCAACAUCGCGAAGGAACUUGGUAUUGAAGGUACCAAGGAGACCCUAUGGCUUAGCUGGACAGGUAAUGUGUCACGCGAAGAAAAGGGUUCGCAGCGAGUCUCGGUUUCAAUUCGUGGUAAAGGGUGUAAAACACGAUACGAAAUUGGAAACGUCCGAACAGUGAGUCAGCUGAAACUAACCAGUCAAACCAUCGAUUACGAGGAUUUGCAAAAACGUUACCCGCACUUGAAGGGAUUACCUGUGAUGAGCUAUGCUGCAGCAACACCAGGUAUCAUAGUGGGACUCGAACAUGUCAGCUUGUUGACCCAGCUAAAGGUGAGAGAAGGCGGACAGCAUGAUCUCGUUGCCGCUAAGACGCGGCUUGGGUGGUGCAUAUUUGGUAAACAAGGUUCGCUAAUAAAACCUUAUCAACAACUUCACGUACACAGCGAUAUAGAGAAUGAGAAUAAAGAGUUUCAUACUCUUUUGGGAAAGUUCUUCGGAGUAGAAGAGGCGUUCGUAAGCAUCAAGCCAGAAUCGAAAGAGAAUAAGCAAGCACUAGACAUCCUUGCCCGAACCACACGACGAGUAGAUGGGCACUUCGAAACAGGAUUGCUGUGGAGAUUUUCAAAACCAAAUCUUCCCAACAGCUACCCAAUGGCUAUUCAAAGAAAUCGAUCUUUCGAAAAGCGUCUUUGCAAGAAUGAUUCUUUGAAAGCAGCUGUGGAGGAGCAAAUCGAAAAUUACCUUGAAAAAGGGUACGCUCACCUGAUCACGAAAGAGGAGCUAGCAUCGUCGGACAAUAAUCGAGUGUGGUAUUUGCCUUUGGGAGUUGUGUGUAACCCGAAAAAGCCGGGCAAAACUAGAUUAAUUUGGGAUGCGGCUGCUCGAGUAGAUGGUACUUCUCUCAAUGAUUUAUUGCUUCCGGGGCCCGACUUGUUAGUUUCUCUUCCGGCAAUAUUGCUUCGUUUUCGGCAGAGGAAUGUCGCUGUGUGUGGAGACAUCAAAGAGAUGUUCCACCAGAUAAGGAUAAGGGCAGAAGAUCGCCAAGCGCAGAGAUUUAUUUACCGUAAAGCUAUUGAGGAUCCUAUUCAAAUUUACGUCAUGGACGUGGCAGUUUUUGGUGCUUCGUGUUCACCGUGCAUAGCACAGUUUAUAAAGAAUUAUAACGCAAUUGAACACUCAAAACAAUUUCCCGAGGCUGCUCAUGCAAUCGUUAAUGACCACUACAUGGACGAUUACAUGAAAAGUGUGGAUUCGGUGGCGGAAGCAGUGAAAUUAGCCAACGACGUCAAAACGGUUCAUGCAAUGGCUGGAUUCGAGUUACGUAACUUCAUAUCGAACUCCUCAGAAGUGAUGAGAGAGUUAGGAGUGACAAGCUGUCCGGAGAUGAAAUCCCUGAGCCUAGAGCCAGGACUGGCCGAACCCGAGAAACCUGAGAGAGUUUUAGGCAUGACGUGGCGUCCUGGUCAGGAUGUCUUACUUUCGAUACGAGCCUUCAUCAAAAUGUUGCGGAGUUACUAA
Molecule: messenger RNA, 2988 nt
Organism: Uranotaenia lowii
Lineage: Eukaryota; Metazoa; Arthropoda; Insecta; Diptera; Culicidae
Exons: 1
Coding region: 1-2988 (995 amino acids)
Source: RefSeq, a predicted model, not a curated record